CAGAUUUACUUUAAGAAACUCUGCUCUUCUAAGACAACUCUGUUUGCUUGCAGUCUUAAUCUAGUUUAUCUCGAAGAUGACACCGUAAAACGUGCUAAACUACAAAACAUGCGCCCAUUCAUUGUAAAUUUAACCUUAUUCUUCCUUGGUGACUCUUUUGAUUCAUAAACUCAAAUUAUAUUUAAAAUUCUUUAUAAAACUUUUAUUAUAAAUCUGCAUCAUCAAAUUCAUAAAUUGAUGAGAAAUCAUUAAAUUAUCAGACAACUACCAAAAAAACUGUUACCUAGAAUACCCCAGGAUAGAAUGCCCAUGGAAAUCGGGGGCGAGCGGGACAACCAGGGCAUUUUGAAUGAGAGGGGCGGGGGUGAGUGGCAAGGAUACAGCUUCAAAUAUGCCAACUUUGGAACUGCAAACUCUACCAUGUCUAGAGUAUUUCAACUUCUGUCGCAUUACAAGCACCUUAUCCUAGUGGUUACAAUCUUCCUCCUCAUCUUUAUCGGCUUCGUCGUAGACUUCUCACACGACAGUCGGCUAUCUGCCCUGGAGGGUGGAAUGAGCAGCAGUGACUAUGGGGAGGGAUGGGACUAUGACUACAGCAUAGAGAGUGACGUCAUGGUCAACAUUGACGUCAUUGGACGGUACAACAAGCACUGCAGUACCUUCUUCUGUCCGGAAGCAGAGUACUGCUACUGUCUGUCCAAAGACGCCUCCAACUUCCAUGCGGCCAACCAGACCUGUGUGGAGGUACUAGCAGGACAACUGGCCCAGUUCAAGGACGCCGACCAGGAGAGAGAGGUCACAUACAGAAUGUGGAGGAAAAACGACCUGAGGUGGGGGUGGGGCAAGAGAAAACAAGUGUUCUGGAUUGGAGCCACCAAAACAAAGGAACAAAAAGAACCCCAAUGGUUGAACUGCACUGAGUGUGAGAAGAUGUCGGAGCUGGACUCGCACGACAAGAAGACGGCGGAGGUGACUCACGGGGAGGACCACUCGUGUCUGAUGAUGACAGACGGGGUGCUGCAGCAGUACCCCUGCAUCUCACCCCGACUGAGGAACCACGAGAAGAAGUACCUUCUGGAGGAUAAGGAGAAAAGCCCCUACUGGUUCGACAAGGAGGUGUUGUCGGAGGUGUAUGGACUGAAUGCCCUGUGUGAGUGUCCAUACAAACCAGACGCAGAAUCCAUUCCAUCCAUGACCACCCCAUUCAGUCGGUAUGGAAGUUGGUACGUGCUGUCCAAAUUCAAGUUUCUGGAUCAAGCCUCAGCGGCCAAAAACUGCAGCGCCACUUCGAAGAACUGCUACCUGGUCUCUUUUGAGAGUGUAUCUGAGCAGAGAUCGGUGGCUCAGCUGGGCUUCUUCAAGAAGUACAAUGACGUCAUGGCCUGGAUAGGGGGCAAAACGCUGGACGGGGGGUCAGAGUACAAGUGGGAGAAAUAUGCUUGCACCAAUCAGGACCUGGACUUUGGGACCCAGAUGGACCAGGGCACCAAGUGCUACUCUCUGGGAUCCUCAGUGACGUCCAAGUGGUACUGGCAGGAGACGAUUCAUCCUAGGGACUGCAUGGACUUCCAGUCCUCUGUCUGUCAGAUCAAAACACACGCACUCAAAGCGGCAAAGGCAGCUGAGGACAAACAGAUAUCACUCGCUUUAAUUCAACAUCUCAGUUCGACCUGCAACGCCCUCGACUGCAUAACAAACAAACACUGCUACUGCGACUUGUCUGAAAGAGCCAACCGGAACUGGAAAGAAGCGAUGGUAAGAUGCGGAACUGAAGACAUGAACAUGGUUGUCAUCAACGACCAAACCGAACUAGAGUUCCUAACGAAAAACGACGACAUCUCCAUUCGUGGGUACAUAGCCGCACACGACUUCUAUGGCGACGGGAAAUUGACUUGGGUUGACGAGGACGGAGACACGAAUGAGGCUACAGUCGCGGACAGUUUGGUUAUUUCGAACUUCACUGCACAAAGUGGCUGUGUUAACUUGAAGCGAGGCAGUCCCCCUUUUGUGUUGCAGAACUGUGACAUACCCGGCGAUGCACUUUGUGAGUUUGACGUUGAAGAUUUCAGCGCCAAGUGGCAAAAAAAGCAAGAUUAUGAAGACGAAGACGAGGAAUGAAAAUGGUUUUCAGACUUUAAGACAUCAGCUAUAUUGUAACCCCUGUGAAUAAAUAGAUUUGACAAUAUUCCGAGAGUACUUCUGUUAUUUUACCACUUUCUGCAUUUUUAUAAAAAUAGCUAUAUUGGGUACAAAAUUGUAAUGAACAAUAGA
This is a messenger RNA of Symsagittifera roscoffensis, 2271 nucleotides long. RefSeq lists its product as uncharacterized. The coding region runs from base 304 to 2118 and encodes 604 amino acids. Lineage: Eukaryota; Metazoa; Xenacoelomorpha; Acoela; Convolutidae. The record is from RefSeq and is a predicted model, not a curated record. The transcript is spliced from 9 exons.